GAGUCCUUAUAUGUUUCAGAACAAAUGGAUCGUGGUUAGUUGUCUUGUCAUCAGGUUAGUAAAACAAAAAUAAAGAAUAGAUAAAAACAUGGAAACUUAAUCGUAAUUUCCUCCGCUUUUAGACCGCCUGCCGACAUCUGCACGUCUUGUUUUUUGCUGUUUUAUCGCUGAUAGUUCCAAUCGUCGUUGCCAUCUCAACUGUUUAGUUUUGAUUGUGAACGAGUCUUUACGUCUAACCAACAGGUCGGAAACUAAUGCAAGCCUCCACAUAACUAUCCGCUAACGACAACUCGUCACGGAAGAGGUUCGUGGUUAUUCUUUUCAAAGACGAGCUUAGUUUUCCUUGCUAGCAAAGCAAGACUUCUGUGGCUUGAGAAGCAUGUCGGCAGCUAACAGACAAGGAAGCGCGGAGAACAUGCUUUCCCGGCUAAGAGGCUCCCUCAAAACCCGAGCUGCUGGCAACGAAAACCAGGAAAACCUUGCACCCAAACAAGCCGGAGGCCGGACGGUGCUGGGAGCCCUGCAGAACAACCAAAGGAGCAAAACCCAGAACCAACGCGGCGCAAAGCAGGAGUCCUCACAGCUCCCAUCUUGUAAGAAUGAAGACUUCAGCAAGAGCUGCUUUGACAAGCCGGCCACCAAACCGCCCGCUUUCCAAAUCCACUUGGACGAGCCUGAUGGCGCCUGCACCAAAAAGCAGUUGCCUGACACGUUAAAAGCGAAGCCCACCGCGGAGGAGAGCCUUCCCCUGGCCAUCAGCAAUGCGGUCGCACGCCUCCGGCAGCCCCUGGCCACCAUCGAUGUGCCCGCCGCCAUGGACGUCAGCUUCGAUUCUCCCAUGGACAUGUCUGUGGCUGAGGGGGAGGAGAAGGCUGUCAACGUAAACGAGGUCCCAGAAUAUGCAGCUGAAAUCCACACGUACUUAAGGGAGAUGGAGGUGAAAACCAGACCUAAAGCGGGCUACAUGAAAAAGCAGCCCGACAUCACAAACAGCAUGAGGGCCAUCCUGGUGGACUGGCUGGUCGAGGUGGGAGAAGAGUACAAGCUGCAGAACGAAACGCUUUACCUGGCCGUCAACUACAUCGACCGCUUCCUGUCCUCCAUGUCUGUGCUGAGGGGCAAACUUCAGCUGGUGGGGACGGCCGCCAUGCUCCUGGCUUCGAAAUUUGAAGAGAUCUACCCUCCUGAAGUGGCAGAGUUUGUUUACAUCACAGACGACACCUACACCAAGAAGCAAGUGCUAAGAAUGGAGCACUUGGUGCUCAAAGUGCUGUCCUUUGACCUGGCAGCGCCAACAAUAAACCAGUUCCUCACUUAUUACUUCUGCAACCAGGCUGUCGGCAAACGGGUGGAGAACCUGGCGAUGUACCUCGGGGAGCUCAGUCUGGUCGACUCGGACCCCUUCCUGAAAUACCUCCCAUCACAGAUGGCGGCAGCAGCCGUGACCCUGGCAAAUCACACCGUGAACGGUGGCUCAUGGCCCAAGUCCCUGGAGGAGAUGACCGGCUACACGCUGGAGGACCUGCUGCCGUGCAUCGGAGAUCUUCACCAGACCUACCUGGGCGCGGCCCAGCACGCUCAGCAGUCCGUCCGGGAGAAGUACAAGGGCUCAAAGUACCUCGAAGUUUCGUCCGUUGACGCACCAGCAAAGCUGCUGUUGGUCUGACCCUGUUCCUCCAACGUAGAAGGGCACCGUCUGACUCUAACUUUUUUGUUUUUUGUGUGUAAAUGAUGUGCCACAGUUUGAACAUACCCUGCUCCUUUUGGAGUAGCGGCAGAUAUUUUAGAAAUUUUAAUAUUUUUAUAUUCUAAAUCCCAGUGUUCAUGUCAGGCCACUGCCGGUUUCUGGCUAAUCAAGCAGUUUUUACACGUUUGACUUCUAAUCGGACGAAUCCAGAGGCCUGCUCGGCGCACGGACCUGAUCUCCAGCUGAAUGUACUCCGGAGACUGCAGCUAUUCUCAGAGUCUGGUGGCAGUUACACUUUUUUUUUGUUUUUGUUUUUCCAGGGUGUAACAUUUGACCUCUUAAGAUGCAGAUUAAAACCCGUUUGUCUGUCGGAGUCAUCUGUCUCGUUACAUCGGUGCCUUCUUUGAAGUGAAUGACUUUUGAGGCAUCAUCUGCACUGUAAAAUAUGGCUCUUGUAAAUAAACCCUUUAAAGUAAGA
Menidia menidia (Atlantic silverside) is the source of this 2165-nucleotide messenger RNA. The record is from the annotation of a GenBank genome assembly. Lineage: Eukaryota; Metazoa; Chordata; Actinopteri; Atheriniformes; Atherinopsidae.